AAGAAACAAAAGUCGAAAAGUGUUUGAACAAAUAUGAUUUGAGACUGGGACUCACGGCCCAACCCCAUUAAGAUUAAGAAGAACUUUCAAUGAUGAACAACAUCAAAUCAAACGAUUAUUAAAUUACCAUUUUUGCUCUUUCUUUAUUGUUUCCGUAAUUAGAUAAUCUUUUCACAGGCUCCAAACUCCACCAUAAAUGGAAGAGGGUUCCAGCAGCAAAUUCAAGAAGAUUUGUGUGUUUUGUGGAAGUAACCCUGGUCAUCGAGAAGUCUUCAGUGUUGCUGCUACUGAAUUGGGAGAUGAAUUGGUUAAUAGGAAGAUAAACUUGGUGUAUGGUGGUGGAAGUGUUGGUUUAAUGGGGAUGAUAUCUCAGAGAGUUUUCGAUGGCGGUUGUCGUGUUCUUGGGGUUAUUCCCAAAGCUCUUGUACCACUUGAGAUCUCUGGUGAAACUGUUGGAGAUGUACGAAUUGUCUCAGAUAUGCACGAAAGGAAAGCCGAAAUGGCUCGAGAAUCUGAUGCCUUUAUUGCACUCCCUGGAGGUUAUGGAACCAUGGAGGAAGUUUUAGAGAUGAUCACAUGGUCGCAGCUCGGAAUUCAUAAAAAACCCGUCGGUCUCUUAAAUGUUGACGGAUAUUACAACAGUCUGCUUGCAUUAUUUGAUAACGGAGUCAAAGAAGGUUUCAUCAAGCCAAGUGCUAGAGCCAUUGUUUUAUCAGCCACAAAUGCAAUAGAUUUGUUGACAAUAAUGGAGCAAUACAAGCCUGAGCAUGAACAUGUCGCGCCUCAUGAGAGUUGGCAGAUGGAGCAACUCGGGAAUUAUCCGAACAAAGGAACAUAAUUCAAAUUGGUUUCAUUCAUCUUAUGGUUUCUUGAAUUUGAAAGAUUGACUUUGUGUGUUUGAUUUAUAUGUACUCAUUUUCAUCUAGUGUGGGUUUGAAUGUGCUAGAAAUGAUCAUAACUGUUGCCCGGGCCUUCGUCUAGUGUCGCUAUGAUGAUGCGAUAUAUACACGACAGGCCUUGAAGAUUCAAGUUUGAUUUGAAAGCUUGGAAAUAUUCGUUACAGGUUAUACUUUAGUUAAGUAAGAUCAAUAUGUUUGACUUUGAUA
Molecule: messenger RNA, 1106 nt
Organism: Helianthus annuus (common sunflower)
Lineage: Eukaryota; Viridiplantae; Streptophyta; Magnoliopsida; Asterales; Asteraceae
Product: cytokinin riboside 5'-monophosphate phosphoribohydrolase LOG8
Exons: 8
Coding region: 197-838 (213 amino acids)
Biological process (GO): cytokinin biosynthetic process
Cellular component (GO): nucleus; cytosol
Molecular function (GO): hydrolase activity, hydrolyzing N-glycosyl compounds
Source: RefSeq, a predicted model, not a curated record